Messenger RNA from Sorex araneus (European shrew), 9537 nucleotides. RefSeq names its product zinc finger FYVE-type containing 16 (gene ZFYVE16). Gene Ontology annotation, biological process: protein targeting to lysosome; endosomal transport. Gene Ontology annotation, cellular component: early endosome membrane. The transcript is spliced from 18 exons. Lineage: Eukaryota; Metazoa; Chordata; Mammalia; Eulipotyphla; Soricidae. Bases 177 to 4790 code for a protein of 1537 amino acids. The record is from RefSeq and is a predicted model, not a curated record. Gene Ontology annotation, molecular function: metal ion binding.
CGCGAGGGGCGGGGGGCCGGGCGCUAACCCCGCGCCGACGUCGCUCACUCCCGGGACGCUCGGCCUGGGUCGCGCUUCAGCCUUCACUGCGGCGUCGUUGUCGAGUGCCCCCGAGAACUCCGCAGGGGUGUGGGGAGGUAUAUAAGAAGUAAAUUCUGACAAAGUCUACAAGUAGGAUGGAUAGUUAUUUUAAAGCAGCAGUCAGUGACUUGGACAAGCUCCUUGAUGAUUUUGAACAGAAUCCAGAUGAACAAGAUUAUCUUCAACAUGCACAAAAUGCAUAUGGUUCUAACCACUGCUCAGUUUCUUCAGAGUUGAUUUCCUUAAAACUGACUUCUGUGUUACCGAAAGAUCAACAGUGCAUUAGUUGUACCUCAUCAGAAACAUGCCGUGAAACAGAUAAGACGAAUGAAAAAAAAUUUGAAGGACUAACUUCAAUUCAGAAUGAAAAAAAUGUAACAGGACUUGAUCUCCUUUCUUCUGUGGAUAGUGGCACUUCAGAUGAAAUCCAGCCUUUAUAUAUGGGGCGAUGUAGUAAGCCUGUCUGUGAUCUGAUAAGUGACAUGGGUAACUUAGUUCAUAUAACUAAUAGUGAAGAAGAUAUUAAAAAAUUACCAGAUGAUUUUAAGUCUAGCUCAGAUUCUUUGAUUGGAAUGGAUCUAUCUACGGUCUCAGAAACUCUUAGUAUUUCUUCAGUAGACCAUGAUAAAAAUGCUGUCAAAGAGGAAAAAAAUAAUACAGAUUCUGAAUUACAGAAUAGACAAAUCAGUGCAAUUAAAGACUUGGGUAUAAAAGUUGCACUCUCAGAUUCAUGUAACGACACUGGAAAAGACAAUGUAAGGGAUAAUUUAUCUUUGAUUUCUAAUCAGUUAGAGUCAGUGGUUGAUUUUAACCUGCCAUCUGCUUUUACUCAACAAAGUUGUAAAAAAUUUGAUGCCAAAGACAAUCUACAGCCCAUGAACCAGACAUGUGAAAUAAAAGCUGAUGACUGUUUGGUAAAAGAAGUAAUAGAUGGGACAGUCAUGGAGCCCAUUGAGUGUUUAAAAGAAGGAGGAAGCACAAGUGCAUUACCUUGUAAUCUUGUACAAGGUGAAGAUUUAUAUUUAUGUGAUCCAAAUUCAAGAGAUGAAAAUAUCAAAUUACCUGACUUCUCCUCUCAAGAUAACAGGACUGCUAUGUUUGAAAAACAGUCAGCAAAAGAAGACUCGAGGAAUUUAGAUCUUAAAGAUGUAAUUCAAGAUUCCUCUUCAACUUCACAUAUUUCAAGUAAAGAUAACUGUUCCUCAUUGUCCUGUCUGCCAGUACCUGGGUCUUUGUGUAGUGAAUCAUUAGUUGAAAGUAAAGCACAUGAUGAUUGUUUACCACAGAAUGAACUCAGAGAUAGUGUGCAAAAUACAGCAACUGUGCAUGAAGACACACAGAAGUCUGUGGUUCUGGGUGGUGGGCUGUUGAAAGAGACAGAUCUUUUGAAACAGGAACAGUGUGAUAACAUUGUUCUUCAGCCAUUAAUUGAAAAGAUGGACGAAGGAAAGGUUGGUGCUGAUGAGAAGGUAAUCAGGGUUGGGUCUUUAGAUUACCCCAAUACCACUUCUAGAGCUGCAGAGUCUGAAAUGGAACUUUUAGGUGCUAGUGCCCCAGAACCUCCUGAUUGUUGUGAAGGUCUCACUUUUUCAAGCAGUAUUGAUGGACAAGAUUUAGAUUACUUUAAUAUUGAUGAAGGCAUGAAAAGUGGCGCACUAAUUAGUGAUGCUGAACUUGAUGCCUUUCUGACUGAACAGUAUCUUCAGACCAGUAACAUAAAGUCAUUUGAAGAAAAUAUAAAUGACUCAAAAACUCAAAUGAAUAAACUAGACAUUAAUGACCUAGAUGAAGGAAACAAUAAUAAUAUAUAUUUUAAUACAGAAGCAGGAGCUACUGGGGGAAGUCCUUGUAUUAAUAUAUGUGAGACAGUUGAGAAAGAAAAUGUGACAGAAAAUGGUGGUCUUUCUUUAGGGAAAAAAAGUACAGUUUUUGUUGAACAAAAUUUAUCUAGCAGUAAAUCUGAAGUUACAAAUGAAGUAUCAGUCUUUGAUGUCAACAAUCAAUCUGAUCAUGUUGGAGGGGCCAGACCUAAGCAGUUAUUUAACAUUCCAUCAAGAACAAGGAGUAUAAAGGAAUCAAGUAAGCCAGAUGUUCCAAAUACGCCUGAAAGUGAACCUACCAUGGCAAAUACUGUUACACCAACCUCUAAUACUAUCGAUUCUACAGCUGAUCUUUCGGUUAACUUCAACUCUAAUUACAUUGAUAUAGAAGGUAACUUUGAAGGUGGAUCCAGAUUGGUAACAGGGAAUGAAGAGUCUCUACCUGCAAGGACUUGCCAAGAAGGUCUGGUUUUGGGCCAGAAACAACCUUCUUGGGUUCCAGAUUCAGAAGCUCCAAACUGUAUGAACUGCCAAGUCAAAUUUACUUUUACCAAACGACGACACCACUGUCGAGCAUGUGGCAAAGUAUUCUGUGGUGUCUGUUGUAAUAGGAAAUGUAAACUGCAGUAUCUAGAAAAGGAAGCAAGAGUAUGUGUAGUCUGCUAUGAAACUAUUAGUAAAGCUCAGGCAUUUGAAAGGAUGAUGAGUCCAACUGGUUCUAAUCUUAAAUCUAAUCAUUCUGAUGAAUGUGAUGCUAUUAUUCAGCCUCUUGAGGAGACUCAAACAUCCAGUAAUCCUUCACCUACAGCUUUGCCAACCUCAGUGCUUAAACAGCCUACUGUUGAAGGAUUAUGUUCAAAAGAACAGAAGAGAGUAUGGUUUGCAGAUGGUAUAUUACCCAAUGGGGAAGUUGCAGAUACAACAAAAUUAUCAUCUGGAAGUAGAAGAUGUUCAGAAGACUCUGGUCCACUCUUACCUGAUGUACCCUUGAUGGUAGAUUCAGUGGAUCAUUCUCAUUCUGCUGCAGUGGAAAUAGCAAACAACGAAAUAGGAGAUACUACAAGAAAAGAGACAAUUCAGAAUUCUGUUUCUCAGGUUCCACCUAAGGAAAAAUUGCCUGUAAAUUCAGGAACUGAAGGGGUACCUAAUUCUGCUUCUUUUACACUGGAUGAUGAUGUUUUUGCAGAAACUGAGGAACCUUCUUGUCCUACUGGUGUCUUGGCUAACUGCAGUGUACCUGUUGCUAAUACUUCAGAUUAUAGGUUAUUGUGUGGUAUUGACAAGAAUGUUUGCAAUAAGAUUAGUCUCCUACCUAAUGAUGAAGACAGCUUGCCUCCUCUUCUGGUUGCAUCUGGAGAAAAGGGAUCAGAGCCUGUGAUAGAAGAGCAUCCAUCUCAUGAGCAGAUCACUUUGCUUCUUGAAGGUGAAGAUUGUCGUCCAGUUACUUUUGUCCUAAAUGCUAAUCUGCUUGUGAAUGUCAAGUUAGUAUUUUAUUCCUCAGACAGAUACUGGUACUUCUCAACCAAUGGAUUGCAUGGCUUGGGACAAGCAGAAAUUAUUAUUCUAUUAUUAUGUUUGCCAAAUGAAGAUACUAUUCCCAAAGACAUCUUUAGAGUAUUUAUUACCAUAUAUAAGGAUGCUUUAAAAGGAAAAUACAUAGAAAAUUUGAACAAUAUAACCUUUACUGAGAGUUUUCUCGGCAGCAAGGAUCAUGGAGGAUUCCUAUUUAUUACACCUACUUUUCAGAAACUUGAUGAUCUACCAUUACCAAAUAAUCCCUUUCUUUGUGGAAUUCUUAUCCAGAAGUUAGAGAUUCCCUGGGCAAAGGUGUUUCCUAUGCGUUUAAUGUUACGAUUGGGAGCAGAAUAUAAAGUAUAUCCUGCUCCCCUAACAAGUAUCAGAGGACGAAAACCUCUUUUUGGAGAAGUAGGACACACUAUUAUGAACUUACUUGUUGACCUCCGAAAUUACCAGUAUACCUUGCAUAAUAUAGAUCAACUAUUGAUUCAUAUGGAAAUGGGGAAAAGCUGCAUUAAAAUUCCUCGGAAAAAAUAUAAUGAUGUAAUAAAAGUGAUAAAUUCUUCCAAUGAGCAUGUUAUUAGCAUUGGAGCUAGUUUUAGUACAGAAGCAGAUUCUCAUCUAGUCUGUAUACAGAAUGAUGGAGGUUAUCAAACACAGGCCAACAGUGCCACUGGACACUCUAGAAAAGUGACAGGUGCAAGUUUUGUGGUAUUCAAUGGUGCUCUAAAAACAUCUUCAGGAUUUCUUGCUAAGUCCAGCAUAGUUGAAGAUGGCUUAAUGGUACAGAUAACUCCCGAGACCAUGGAUGGCUUGCGGCUAGCUCUACGAGAACAAAAAGAUUUUAAAAUUACUUGCGGGAAAGUUGAUGCUGUAGACCUGAGGGAAUAUGUGGAUAUCUGCUGGGUAGAUUCUGAAGAAAAAGGAAAUGAAGGUGUGAUUAGUUCUGUGGAUGGUAAAUCAUUACAAGGAUUUCCAAGUGAAAAAAUAAAAUUGGACGCAGAUUUUGAAACAGAUGAGAAAGUUGUUAAGUGUACUGAGGUGUUCUACUUUCUCAAGGACCAAGAUUUAUCCAUUUCACCAAAUUGUUACCAGUUUGCAAAAGAAAUAGCCAUGGCUUGUAGUGCUGCACUGUGCCCUCACUUGAAAACUCUAAAAGAUAAUAGGAUGAAUAAAAUAGGUCUCAGAGUUUCCAUUGACACGGAUAUGGUCGAAUUUCAGGCAGGAUCUGAAGGCCAGCUGCUGCUUCAACAUUAUCUAAAUGCUCUAGAUAGUGCUUUAAUUCCUGUGAUCCAUGGUGGAACCUCUAGCUCUCAUAGUCUACCAUUAGAAAUAGAAUUAGUAUUUUUCAUCAUAGAAAAUCUUAUUUAGUGGAAGGACAUGAGUCAUAUAUUAAAAACUGACUUAUUUAAACUAAAUCCAGCUCUAAUGAUGAAAUGUUACAAACACUAAAAGUAAUGUUAGAUGUUUGAAACCUCUUAAACUUUGCUUUUCAGAUAGAAAAAGGUCUUUUUAAGUAACUAACAGUUUAAAAUCUCUAAAAAGUUAAGAGACCCAGCUUUUGGAGCUUUACAAAUAAUAUAAGUACUAAAAAGACAAAGAUUUCUUCUGUGAGAAGUUUGUAGUAUUUACUGUGUUAUUUUAAUGCUAAGCCAAAGUGUCUGUAUUUAGAUAUACCUCUUAAUGCUAAGAAUGAUUUUAAUGAAGGUUCUUUCAGAUAUAACCUUAUGAAGGAAAUAUCUGUUUUGCAUAUAUGUCAAUUGGAGCACUGGUUUCUAAAGUCUAUUAAAAAUGUUAAUUAUCAGCAUAGAACAGUUUGCAGAUCUUAUACUUAAAUGAUUCUUUGAUUAAGGCAGAUGAUUUAUUUGUGUAAUUGGAGUGUAGACCUACCUCCAUGCUUACUCUGAGUUAAAACCAGAACUUUGCCUUUUUCUUCUCAAAUUAUUACAUAUAUAUGAUUUUUCCUGAUUAAAUGGGUAUUCUUAAACAAAUUGUGGGUGCUUCGAGAUUUUGUGCUUCUAUAUUUGAGUAUAUUGUUUUAUAGCAAGAAUGUCAUUUGGUAUGUGUUUUAUAAAUCCUUAAUAAUUUAUAAAUAGGAAAUAUUUUUGUAUCUCAAUGAUUUUUUUCCUCCUUUCCAUCUAAAUAUAUCCCCCCACCUAAGGAUUUUCCCCUCCUCCCCAUUUACCACUUCUAAGAGGGAUUAACCACAGUCCAAGGGACCCUUCCAGUAGUCAUUAUGUAGCAAUAAAUGAAGCUUCAACAAUAGCUUUUUUGUUUUAUUUCGCACUAAGAGAUUUCUUAGCAACUCUGCAUUUUUCAUUGACACCACUGUAUUAAAUACAAAUUUUAAUGAAUUACUAUUUGAUAUUUAAGAUUCGUUAUAUGAUCAUUAUUUUUAUAAUAGGGUAUUGACAUAAGUUUACAUAUUUGAGACUGUUACAGAGCUUUCUUUUUCAAACAGCAAAACAGAAGUAUACUGCAUUGAAAAAGUAAAGGACAUAUUUUAGAUCUGUUCUUUUAAGUUAUAAAAGGUAAUUAUUUUGAUGUCUUUUAUUCCUAUGUGGAAUAUAUACUUUUUUUUAAUCAAAAACACUCAUUGUAUAGCUCAAGAAAAAAGAAACUAAAUAUUUAUGAAGCAUCUCAGUUUGAAGAUAAAGUCAGGGUUAUAACUCAUGAUCUGAAGUCUCAGUCUAGGAGAGAGAAAUUUCAAUCACAUCUGUAGUAUAGCCACUGAUAGAGUAUGGAGGAGACGAUCAGUCUUUGAGAGCUAGCUCCUCCUUAAUGUAAAGUGUUGCCGGUAUUAAAAAGGCAACACAGGAAGCCAGUAGUGCAGUGGAUAGGGGCAUUUACCUUGCAUGAGGAUGACCAGGGUUUGAUCCCUGACACCCUGUAUGGUCUGCUAUGCCCCACUAGGAGUGAUCCCUGAGCACAGCCAGGAGAAAACCCUGGGCACAACAAACCAAAAAAAUUAAAAAAUAAGAAAGCAACAUGAAACAACUUGCAAUUGUAUUGGAUUAUGAUAUGGGGGUCAAAAGAAUUAAAUAUCAAACUCAAUUUGUUUUCUUCUAACUGUAAUUAUUUAACAGUGUUCAUAAUGACACAUUGUGAGUUAUCUUUAACAACCAGUGAACAACUUUAUUAUGAUAUUCCUUUGGAUAUGUUUUUAGGAAGUCUCCCACAUUUAAUAAAAAUUGGAGUUAUGCGCCUAAAAUCUGUAGGCACAUUUUAAAGCAUUCUUUGUAGGAGUUCUCAAAUGUGUGAAUGUGUUACUUCUUGGAUGAUGUUCUUCACAUUCGUACUUCCUUGAAUAUUUUUUUUGAGGUGAAAAAAUAGAAUGGUUCUUUGUACUCAGUUUGAAAUGAUCUAAUUUUGUCUUAUGCCUUUUAAUACUACUUUUUUUCUCUGCAUUUGUAAUAUGAAGUAAAAUCUAACCUGUUUGUUUUAUGCAACCAUCCAGCAAAUUUUCUGUCUAGAUCCUUGCUUUGUGCAGAGCACUUUAUUAGGUAUCAUUGUUGACAGAUGAAUAAAAUAGUUUUUUCUCUGUUGGGAGGAAAACCGUGAAGUGAAUGGCUGUAAUAAAUAUAUAAAUGUGGAUGAAGCAGUUGGAAAACAGUGCAGGAGGAUAUCCAUAACAGCAGUUGAAGGAACUUAAGAACCUGUGUGUUACUGGAUAUUGAAUUUGUCUCGCCAAGAACUGAGAAUUUAAAAAUAAAUACUAUAUCAGUAAAAAGAUACAAAAUAAUAUAUAAAAACCCUGAAUUUUUAAGGAAUUAUAAAGAGUCGUAUGUGUUGUGUGAAUAGCUCACCUUAUAAUUCAGUAAUAGAAGUAGUAGCCUGACUAUGGUGUCUAUAAAUGGCCUAAGUUUAUAGCAGUCUAGAUUUAGAUAGUAUUUUAUAAAGGAAAAAUGUCACCAAUAAACCGAACUUUUUUUAAUAGCAAUCAUAACUUUGAUAACUCGCCUUGAAAUAAAUCACAAAUUUCUAGACUUUCAUUUGUUUUCCUUUGUGAUUUUAGAAAGUGUUUCAUUAUGUAGUAUAGAUACAAAAUUCAAAAAUCAGAAUGUAUCAGUUUUACCUCCCAACCUGUAUAUAUUUACCUGUUCUUUCCAUUUUCCAGUCUCAACAAGUAAUGAUUUUUGUUUGUUCCUUGUGUAUCUCCCAAGGUUUAGGUGCAGUAGUGGCAAAUAUAAUACAUAUUUUGGAGGUAGAGAGAUAGGUCAAGGGAAGUAGCUGAGCCUCUUCCAAUUCUGGGCACCACAUAUAGUCCUCUGAGCAUCACUAGAGUCACCCCUGAGCACAGCAGGGUGCGACCCAAACACCUUUCCCUAAAAAAUCAAAACCCUCCAUUUAUUAUUUUCUUUUUUAAUAAGUCAUAAAAUGAGGUGACUGGAGAGAUGGCACAGUGGGUAGGGCGUUUGCCUUGCAUGCGGCCGACCCUCGUUUGAUUCCCACCAUCCUAUAUGGUCCCCUGAUCACCGCCAAGAGUGAUUCCUGAGUGCAGAGCCAGGAGUCAUCCCUGAGCAUCGCCAGGUGUGACCCAAAAAGCAAAAAAAAAAAAAAAAAAAGUCAUAAAAUGAGCAUGCUGUGUACAGUGAAGAAAACAGUAUUACCCCUGAAUUUUGUAGUUUAUAUUUAGACUCUUAAGCAUUUUGGUUUUGUCAGACCACUUUUAGUCAUUGAUAAAAGCGUCUUAUGUGCAGAAAGACAAGGAGAUCCAUUAUUAGAAUUAUAACCAUAUGUUUCAGUAGGAGGAUUAUUUUUCUUCUAACAAAAUUUUGGUGAUUAAAACAGGGUUUUUAAUUUUUGAGCUAAAUUUAAAAUGUUUUUGUUAGCUAUUAGAAAUGAUGUCUUACCAUUCUGAAUUUGCCUUUCACUCUCAGACACAUUCGGUUUUCCAAACCAGAUUUUUUUGUGGGGAGCUGGUGGGCUCCCAAGUGGUGCUUAGGAAGUUUCAGGGUCCCACCUUUGAUUCUUUGCCAACUAGACUGGCAGUUCAGUGCAAGGACCUUGAGAUCCGACGCUGCAUUGGCCUCUGAUGCUGGGUGCCUCCCAGAGUGCAUUGGUAAUGCUUAGGGGACUAUGUGGACCAGGAGUUGAAUUCAUGUUGGUGUCACAUGCUAAGCACGUACCCUAAAUACUAUAUCAUCUCCCAGCCCCGUAUCCCCCCCAAAAAAAAAGAUUUUGGGGGGGACAUACACAGCAGUGCCCAAGGAUUACUCCUGGCAAGGCCUGGGGACCAUAAAGGGCGAACCCGGGCUGGCUGUGUGCAAGGCAUACAUCCUACCCAUUGUACUACUGCUCCAGCCACUCCCCAUAUCAAAUAUUUAGUGUUUGGGGUUUUUUUUUUAGUUUUGUUUUUAAGUUUAGGACACCCAGCCAACUUUCUGCCUCUUUAUUCUACUUUUGUUUAUGUUCUGUGAUUUGGAUUUAGCUUGAAACCAGAUGAAAUUUAACAUUACCUUUUGGGAAACAUUUUCUGAAUUCCUGUUGAUAAAAUUACAACCAUGUUUUCAUGCUCUGACAAAUGAGGAAAUAGGUCAAAUUCAGGUGCUUCAUUGUGAACACUAAUGGUUGGUUUUUGUUUGGAGAGGUGAAUAAAAUACUAGCUGUCCUUCAGGGUAAUCACCACCCUUCUGGUAUUCACACUCUGUUUUAUCUGUCCUACUUUGUACUGUGAUGGUUUCUGUGGCAGUGGAAUAGAUUUCCAAUAUUACAUUAUGAGACUGUAUGUAGUAUUCAGCAUUGGCAUAUUGUCUCCAUUUCCUUCCUCUCUCCCCCUCCUCCCCUCCUCUCCUCUUCUUUCCUACCGCUUUCCACCUCCCCACACACACCCCUUCCAAUUUCUCUGUCUUACUCUUUCUAUUGGGUCACUCACUUGUGAAGAAACUAGCUGCUAGACUUGCCAGCCCUAUGAAGAAGCCCAAUGGAGAGGGAACGGGUCUCCUGCUAGCAGCCACAAGACUAAAAGUGGAUCCUCCAACACCAGGCCAGCCUUCAAAUUCUGGCCUUAGUCAGCAAAUUGACUACAUCUACAAGAAAACCACUCAUCUCACCCAAUCUUAGGAAAUGCUUACGAAAUUAAAGAAAAUGUAUAGAUAAUAAACAUCUAUUGUUGUAA